Messenger RNA from Eurypyga helias (sunbittern), 1643 nucleotides. RefSeq names its product NOP58 ribonucleoprotein (gene NOP58). The transcript has 14 exons. Gene Ontology annotation, cellular component: box C/D methylation guide snoRNP complex; small-subunit processome. The record is from RefSeq and is a predicted model, not a curated record. NCBI's taxonomy places the organism in Eukaryota, Metazoa, Chordata, Aves, Eurypygiformes, Eurypygidae. Gene Ontology annotation, molecular function: snoRNA binding. The annotation marks the transcript as partial.
GUUCUGAAUGAGAAAAAGCUCCAAGAAGUUGACAGUUUAUGGAAAGAAUUUGAAACUCCUGAAAAAGCGAACAAAAUAGUAAAGCUGAAACACUUCGAAAAAUUUCAGGACACGACAGAAGCACUUGCUGCAUCCACAGCUCUUGUAGAAGGCAAGCUCAGCAAGAACUUGAAGAAAAUUCUCAAGAAGAUAGUGGCAAAAGAUGCCCAUGAACAGUUGGCUGUAGCAGAUGCCAAACUUGGAGGUGUCAUAAAGGACAAGCUGAAUUUGAGUUGUAUACACAGCCCAAUGGUUACAGAGCUGAUGAGGGGAAUUCGCUCACAGAUUGAAGGGCUUAUUACAGGCCUCCCUGCUCGAGAGAUGGCAGCUAUGUGUCUGGGUCUGGCGCACAGCCUUUCCCGAUACAAGUUGAAAUUCAGCCCAGACAAAGUAGAUACCAUGAUUAUCCAGGCAAUUUCACUUCUUGAUGACUUGGACAAAGAACUGAAUAACUACAUCAUGCGCUGUAGGGAAUGGUACGGUUGGCACUUCCCUGAACUGGGCAAAAUCAUCACAGAUAACCUAACGUAUUGUAAAUGUGUGCGGAAAGUUGGAGACAGAAGCAAUUUUGCCUCCUCUGAUGUUUCUGACAUCCUACCAGAGGAGAUUGAAGAGGAAGUGAAGGCUGCUGCUGAGAUUUCCAUGGGGACAGAAGUAUCAGAAGAAGAUAUAAACAACAUAAUCCAUCUCUGUGAUCAGGUGAUUGAGAUCUCGGACUAUCGCACACAGCUGUAUGACUACCUGAAGAACAGAAUGAUGGCCAUUGCUCCUAAUCUCACCGUCAUGGUGGGUGAACUGGUUGGAGCGAGGCUCAUUGCUCAUGCAGGUUCCCUCUUGAAUCUGGCAAAACACCCAGCUUCAACAGUUCAGUUACUGGGUGCUGAGAAGGCACUCUUCAGAGCACUGAAGACUAAACGGGACACACCUAAAUUUGGCCUUAUUUAUCAUGCUUCCCUAGUGGGACAAACCAAUACCAAAAACAAAGGAAAGAUUUCUCGAAUGCUGGCAGCUAAGACUGCUUUGACUAUUCGUUAUGAUGCCCUUGGAGAGGACACCAGUGCUGAAAUGGGAGCAGAGAACAGACUAAAAGUAGAGACGAGAAUGAGGCUUUUGGAAGAGAGAGGGAUAAGAAGAAUAAGUGGCACUGGAAAAGCGUUGGCCAGGACAGACAAGUAUCAAAACAAGAGCGAAGUGAAAGUAUUUGACCCAUCUGGUGACUCUACACUUCCUGCUGUUUCAAAGAAACGCAAAAUUCAGGAGGUGGAGGAACAAGACGCAGACGUUGCUGUGAAAGCAAAGAAGUUCAAAGCAGAGAUGAAAGAGGAGACAACUGUAGAAGAUGAUGAACCUGUCAAAAAGAAGAAAAAGAAAAAGAAUAAGGAAAAGCAAACUGAAGAAGAGGAGGUACUGAAUGAGGAGCCCCCCACCAGCCCCACGGUUGAGAAUACAGAGAAAAAGAAGAAAAAGAAGAAGAAAAUGAAAAAUGAGGAUGAAGACUGAUGAGGAGCAGGGGUAAAGUUGGCCCUCAGAUAGCCACUUCAGAGUAGCAUUUCUUGACAUAUUAUCAUUAGCCUUAUGCUGAAAACUAACUUCCAUGUGUUGCA